This is a messenger RNA of Cuscuta campestris, 3429 nucleotides long. The record is from the annotation of a GenBank genome assembly. Lineage: Eukaryota; Viridiplantae; Streptophyta; Magnoliopsida; Solanales; Convolvulaceae.
AUGGGUGUCAGGUGACUUAAAGGAAGAGUAUUUUAAGACAGCAAGAGUAAUGGAGAAAGCACUGCUUAGAAACGUUAAUGAGAGCAACUGUGGAAGGGAGCAUGUGGUGCCCAGCAUUGUACAACUUGGGUUUUUAAUGCUUGAAGGUGUUGAGGAAGGAAGCCAUAAAGACUUCAACAAGUUAGAUGGCAUCAUGGGUCCUGAGGAACUAGGUACUGCUAUGCUCAGAAGUAUAUUUGAAGUUCAUGAUAUGGCCAGAAAUGAGAUAAUUGAGCAGUGCAAACUCCGCAUUCUUUCUUUGAAUCCAGAACAAGGUCUUCUGAUUGUAAGACUGCUUGGUUGUCUAAUCCGGAGAUAUUCAUAUCCGAUGCUUGAACAUAUCUCACAUCUGAAAGCAUUAUUGGAUUAUUUUACAUUCAUGAAUGGCAAGGUGUCCUCUCAUUUGGUUACUGCCCUUUUGCCUCUCGUCAAACAAAGUCAUGAUCUCCAGGAUUAUAUCAUUCUAGUCUUGCGUAAAGCUAUGUUUAGAAGAGAGGAUCCAGUUCGUUAUGCAGCAAUCAGUUCCAUUAUUGAUUUGGUAUUGGGAGAAAAACAACAUCAAAGAGGCGAUACAUUUUCCUUACAAGAAUCAAGCAGCCAAGCUAGUUGUAGCCAACAGGCUGAAGUUCUAUGUGCAGCUGGAUCUGGUUUGUUCUUGGAGCUUAAUGGGUCGCUGCAGAGAUGCUUUUAUCAGCAGGCAAGAGUCAGAGAGAUCCUUUACUAUGGACUGGUUAAGCUUGUUUUGGUGGAUCCUUUAUCUGCUGGGCCUGUUCUUGAUUUUCUCUUGCCUCACUUCUUUCAGUUUUACAAGGAGGAUGCAGAUGUUCAGUUGAAUGUCUACCAAUGCGUUAAAUCUGAAAGUGGGAAAAUUUAUAUUGAGGAGCCACUGGAUUGCCUUCUUUCCUGCAUCUCUUGGAUUCUUAUUCUCCAGCCACAUGGUAAAACUGGCGAUUCUUCAAAUUCAUGGGCUUCAUUUGGCUUCUCUCUGACACAAGAAAAUGAGGAAGGAAGAGCAUGGUCUGCAGAGUCAUUGUCCAACGCAUUAUCAAAGCUCCGAAAGUUUCUGAGAAAGGGAGACUUUGAAGGCUUAUUAGGUAAAACUAAGGAUGCUAGUUCUACACCUCUAGAAGAAGAAAAGCGCAAAGGCACUUCAUUGAUUUUGUCAGGGAUCAUUGAAGUGAUGCUGAAUAUCAUCAUCACCGACUUCGGUAAAGCGAACAAUACAAAAAAGAUGGAUUUAGAGAAAGAGAUGCUUGAGUUUGUUAGGAUUCAUGAAUCAUUGCAAAAAAAUGUGUGUACCACUAGGCAGAGUGGUGGGGUGAAAAGAGGCUCCCUACGCCUUACAGCUAAUGAUGUCUCCGAAAGGCUUGAUAUAAGUUGCACUGUAUUGUCCGUGGAAAGAGUUCCUUUGCUUGGAACCCCAGCCAUUUGUCAGCUAUUGUAUACUGCUCCAGAAUCAUUGAUGCUUGGUGGCUCUGAGGCCCCUCAAAAUCAUAGCCAGCCUUCAUCAGGAAAGGAUUCAGCUCCAUAUGCUAACAUUUUUUCUUUUGCCUUAGAACUUUGUAUGCGUCAACUGAAAUCUUACAAUUCUGCGGCAAAAGAGGACCCAAUGAAGAUGUUGGUAUAUGGCGAUAUCAAACAAUUGGGACCCCCAUUGCUGAAGAUGGCUUGGUUUCUUAUGUCAGCAUCUAUUUCUGACAAAUUUAUCAAGAAGGAUGCUUGCAGGAAGAAAGGUGUUAAUGGAAAGAAGGAGCACCUCCACUCAGUAUUAGUGUGCUUGAAAGAAUUGAUAAAAAUAAGUCUUCUUCACCCCGGAUAUAUGGAUUUAAUGGAUUGUCUGGUGUCUGUCCCUGUCCCAGAAGAUAUUCUAAUAAGAGGUGCCGAUCAUGGUUCAAAUGAUGAAUAUGCACCUGCCAAUGGUGUAGUUAUGAAAAGUGAUGAGCUAUUCAUUCAAAAGUGUAUACAGCCAAUGCUUUAUGAGCUACUUGCACAAUCUUUCUUCCUUGAAGUUGAGGUGCUUUCAAAUAUUUUAAAUUUAAUUGCCGCUAAACUACUGCCUGAGGAGCGGAGAGAUUUUGUUGGAAAUUGGGCAAGGGGCAUCUGCAAAAGAAGAAAUGUAUCAAAUCCCAGGGUUGCUAAAAGUUUUGCCAACCUUGCUUUGUCUUUAAGCUCAGCGUCAAAUGACAUGAUUAUUGCCCAAGACAUGGCCAAAGAGCUCUUAAAUGUUGUUGGAAAAGAGGAUAGUGUUCCACAAGAGACAUCAUCUGCUUAUUCUAUCAUAAACAAAUCAACUAGCACCCACAUUGCCUCAAUCAUACUGCAAUUCCUUGAUUCAGCUAUCUCUGACAUUGAAUGGAUCAGCAUCAAGUUAAAGGAACGCCCUUGUUCAUAUAAAAGAGAUUGUUCUAGUCAACAAUUUGGUGAAAAAACAUUAGAAUUGGUCAUGGAAGAAACACUUUAUUCAAGAGCAGGAGCUGUUGUAAAGGUGGCAUCCUUUUUUGUAUUGAUGAAUCUCCAGGAUCAUGAGGCAGAACAGCUGUUAAUAAUGUGUGCAAGGUUUUACAAAAAUUUAGCCCGGAUAUCAAAGCUCUGCGUUGCUUCUAAAGGCUGCAAGCAACGCUUACCUAGUAUGAAGUUCCAAAAGCUCGUGGAAGAAACUUUCAGGCAGCUAACAACUCCCCUAUACACUUUUGUAGCAAAUGUGCAAACGAAACAACAAGAGAGUGAAAAAUGUAAAGGAUUUGCGAACAGGAUAAAAAGGGAAAACAGAUGCAUCCCUGACUUGAUCUACCAGAUUGAAGAUUACGAAAAAUACCUGAUCCAGCUUAGCAAGGCAAGCAAAGUGAAUUUGUUGAGGCAUGCAAAGCGCAGCACUUGCAGGGAUUUUAAGAUACAGUUUGCCAUGGAGCAGAGAGAUGGUAAUGGUGAUAAUGCAGUUGUUGCUGAGACUGAAUCAUCAUCAUCUAGUGAAGAGAAUGAAGCUGAAGAUGAGGCAUCAUUGGCUGCAGACAAUAGAGGAGGAGGGCAUUUUUCAGCUAGUGUGGAGGACUCAGAGUGUGAGGAGGAAGAACCAGAACUCGAUGAUGGAGCUGCUCUUAACAAGGCGAAGAGAUCAAAAACUAGAAUAGUGGAAGACUCAGAGGAAGAAGAGGCACAAGGAAUCGAGAGCCCAGACCGUAAGCCUGCUGCUGUGGUCAGAGGCUCGGGUCGGACCAUGACAAGUCAGGCUAUACCAACUUCCCUUGCCAGGAAUGUGAUCGGAUUUUGGAGCGAGUUGUAUCUCUGAGCUGUAGGAGCCUCAAACUUAGAGGUUAAUCUCAAAAUUUUCUUCUUCUGCCUUUGUACUUUUAGAAUUACUGCCAUUGGACGAUAUAAAGAUUGAGUUCCAUU